Messenger RNA from Entrophospora sp. SA101, 259 nucleotides. The record is from the annotation of a GenBank genome assembly. Lineage: Eukaryota; Fungi; Glomeromycota; Glomeromycetes; Entrophosporales; Entrophosporaceae.
UACCAUGAAAUAUAUAUAUUGGUCAAAAAAUGAAAGAAAACCUGUGACAACUACAGUUGGAGAGGUCUUUGAACAUGCUAAAGUACAACUCAACACUUACAUACAGACAGUUAUAAAGGGUGAUGCAAAACGAUCUAAUUCUGGAGUUUGUUCCAAACAGAUUAAGAUUGAAGACAAUGGCAAGGAUAGAUUGAAAGGGUAUGUUGUAAUGGUAAUUGGAAGGAAAGAUAUUCUCAUGCAUUCCACUGCUAUAAUUUAA